ACAAAAUUCAACACGCCGGCCACUCUAAUAAUUGAGCCUUUUCUCUUCCUUUGCACAAUACACUCAUUUUGUUCCAUUCAUAUACCCAACCUCCCUAAACGGACAGAAAAACGAGCAGGUUGGGAACAUGGAUAAGGUCUCUCAGUUCUACCCAAAAAUCCGGCCCAUCAGGUCCCUCAAUCCCGGUGAAUGUUUUCUCGUUCAAUAUCGCGAUAGAGAGAAGAAAGAGCUCUGGAUUGGUGUCAUCUGCUCUCGGGAUAUGAUAUCUGACGAAGUCUGGCGCCAUCGUCGGAUCGGUUCGCUCCCCAAAAACGGCCAGUGGAAGACUCAACUUGAUCGUCGUCAUUAUCCUGUAUACCUUCCGAAGAAGGGGAAAGUAAUAUGGGUACACUUCAUUCAUCUGUUCGAAAUCCACCGCGCACGAUACGAUGAAUUUGACGCUUCCCCUGAUUACUCAGAGUUCUGCGAAGUUCUCAACUGGGUUUUGGAGGGCCAGGAUAUUACAUUUUGGGAACGGAUGGCGCCUGGGGAGUUUAAGGCGCGAAAAGAAAUGACGCAGGGCAAACUGCAAUCACUCGUGGCUGCUGCGGGUACUUUCACCAAGAGGAUUCAGCAAAUUAGCCCUCCAGCCCAGAGUAACAGAGAUAAUGAUGGAUAUAUUUUAUCAGACGACAGCGUCGAAAAACCAGUUGCCCAGGUUGCGGAAGCCGCCCAGACCGCCAAAGUACCGGAUUCUCAAGAAAGGGCUCGCUGCAAUGAGCCUCUCCAGUGCAGAGUAGAUGUAUACAUUGGAACAGGAGCUAGCAGCAAAGUCUACAACAUGCCACGCCAAUGCCUCACUAAAUCCGGCUUCCUGGAGAGAUGCCUCAUGACGCGAAACCAAUCCACAAUUGCCAGUGAUCCAGUUCUCGACAGCACCUCCCACGCCGAUUUCGCAGUGCUACUCUCCUUCCUAAAGAUUGGGGAAUAUACCCCUCAACUCAUCGCUUCAUGGAGAAGACAUCACCAUCUCGAGAGGGAACCUCCUCCCACUGCCCCCAAUCGCGGUAUAACCUUCUACCUCGAAGGUCUUGUCACCCACGAAGAGCAUGAGAAGGAAGUCCUGCGCUGCGGAUACAUCUAUCUACUAGCGCAGAAAUUUGAGAUACCAGCAUUGCAAGCGCUCGUUCUACGGAAACUCCGUCUCGGAUUUCCCGUGAUCAGUUACAAGACGAUGUUGACGCUGGUUGCAUAUGUGUUUGCACGACUUGAUGCCAAUAAUCACACCGUGGAUCCAGGUAGUAGCCCCCUGCUAACGGGGACUCCAACAACUGGGGCUCCUCCGUCAAGUACACUGGCAGAACACCAUGCGAAGGAAGAGCCGUUGAGGGCGUACCUGAUUGAGUGGCUGGUUGUGCAUAUGACCGCUGCAUCGAGGACUGAGGGGCGCUUGUACUGGGACACUGUCACGGUACAAGCUGCAUGGCCAUACCUAUCCAUGGAUGUACAGUACAAAGACUGGUGA
Blastomyces dermatitidis ER-3 is the source of this 1504-nucleotide messenger RNA. RefSeq lists its product as uncharacterized. Lineage: Eukaryota; Fungi; Ascomycota; Eurotiomycetes; Onygenales; Ajellomycetaceae. The coding region runs from base 128 to 1504 and encodes 458 amino acids. The transcript is spliced from 4 exons. The record is from RefSeq and is a predicted model, not a curated record.